UCCUUUGGUCGUGCCUUGUGGUGAUGGUGGUAUUUGGAGAUAAUGAAGAUGUCGACGAAGAACAGGAUUUGACCUCAACCACUGAAGAACCACCGGAGACGACAACCAUAUUGGUAGAGGAGGAGGUUGUUGUGGAGGUCGGUAAUACUAGUCGACUAGAGAUAACCGAGUUGAAUAGAGGGCUUCAAACGCGACUCAAAGUUAACCACCGGAACGUAACCGCUCGUUUAGAAGAUUGUCAAGAUGUGAAGCUUCUCCAACCCGACCUGUAUUUUGGUAUCAAAACAGAUGACAGUGGCCCUAGGAAACUUCCACCUUUGACUAAUCUGACGUGGAGCAAUGACAUCCUGAGGCCAAUCUUAUGCGCCACCGAAUUCGUGGUCGUUUACGAGGUGCUUGGAAACACGAGCGAGACCUCGUCCAUUCUCUGUCCAAGUUUUGACGUCAUUGACAACCAUAACAAUUUAACAUGUCAAGCCAACUUCACCCAGGACCUUUGCAACCAGACCCUCAAGUUCAAAUUGGAGGCUUGGAUCAUCACCGGGGAAUUGUUCCAACCUGAAUCGGAACCGGUGCUCAUUGAUUGCGAUCCGGAUUUCGUCACUGUGUUCCAAAAUGAGACGGAUCAUCUGUAUCAAGCUAUGGUUCAACGACAGGAACAAAAUAGUUUGGUUGAUGUAAAGGACACGGACAACGGAGUUGAGCCAAUUGAAGAGGCUACAAGUUCGGAUGAUGACGUGGAUCUGUUUCCUUUGGUGCUGAAUCCGAAAAAGGCAUCUUGCUCGUGGAGCUCCUGGUCCCCGUGGUCCAAAUGUCCCCAACGAUGUGGGGACACAGCUGGGGUACGAACUAGAUCCAGAUCCCAGAGGGGAAGCCGAUUUUGCGGCAAGAUUGAGGAGGAAACUAAACCUUGUUAUGUGAACAAAUGUCCGCAAGAUUGCGUUUUUGUAACUUGGUCCGAAUGGACCAGUUGUUCCCAGACAUGUGGAACAGGCACCAAGGCCAGAACUCGAAGCGUUGGCCGAGAAGCGGAAUUUGGCGGCAAGCCUUGCAUCGGGAAAACGACGGAAAAAGAGCCUUGCUCGAUCAACAAUUGUGCUGUGGAUGGGAUGUGGUCCGAGUGGUCCACAUUUGGGUAUUGCGAUCGGCCAUGUGGAAACGGAACACGUGUUCGAACCCGAAGUUGCACCAACCCAUUCCCGGAAAACGGAGGCACCAAAUGUGAUGGCAAAAGUCAGGAGGAAGAGCCAUGUUUGAUAAAGGAGUGUGAGCCUAUUGACGGUCAAUGGAGUCUCUGGUCUCGUUGGUCCAGUUGCAGUACAACCUGUGGCAAAGGUAAGAUUACGCGAACCAGGACCUGUUCCAGACCUGAGCCGGAAUAUGGCGGGCAAAAUUGCACCGGGGACAAUGAGCAACACCGCCAAUGCUUCUUGGGCAUCUGUAGUCAGCCAGUGAACCCAAGUACUCGUCCAAAGGUACCGAGCUUUGACAAAAGACCAUCCUACAUCAACUCCCGGCCUUUCGUGGAUCGCUAUCUCGUCACCGGAAACGGGAACAAAAAGUACUCUUUGAGCCUCCGGAACAGUAUUCUGAAGCGGAAGCCUGAGAAUGUCCACCCUUUGCUGGACGAGAACAUGAUGAUCGACGAAGCCGAACGGUGCCCGCGACCUCCUCAUUACAUUCUAGGGUUUCAAGGCCCAUUCAUCACACCCGGACUUGACGAGGAAGCCGACAUGUACUUUCCAGAAUACAACGAGACCAUCUAUUACAAAUGCCGCCACGGAAAGGUGACCAAUCCUCGGACGAAUCAAAACAUUUUUCGCACUCAUUGCAUUCCCUCGUUCGGCUACGUUGACUUGGAAAAGGCCAGCUGUCAAUGGCCCAGUCACUGUAUUGGACCCCCCGACCUGCCUGAGGACAACCAAGAUGGUGUUCUAUCUGUGCCUAGGAGAGACGCUCCACUUAACUCCAAGGCCAUUCUUGUGAAUAAGCAAGAUUCCAGUGUGCUGUCAAUCGGAUAUUGCUUUCCGGAUGGGAAAUAUCGGUUCGAGUCCUCUGAGUGGAACGCUCCAACUUUUCCCUCUGCUCUAACUUUAUCCGGUUGCAACGGGAAUGGCUCCGGGGUACUCAAGCUGUCGGAUGUCGAUCAGUUCGGUUGGAUUCAUUUGGAUGGAAAUGAGACCCACAAUUGCCGAUUGGAGGGUCCCAUUGGAUAUGGGUUCCAAAUUGGGUUGUCUGAUUUGGCUGAUUUAGAUCCGCCGAGGGUUGUGGAUCAUUUUUUUGGCCUCCAAUUGGAGUUUGGGUCUUCGUCGAAUCGCUUAUUUCCCUCGCAUAACAUCUCCAUUACAAUCAAUCCCAAUGGCAUUAGCAGACUAUUGCUUGUCCUUGUAACUGAUCCUUAGCACCCUUCAAGUGCACACAUGGCCAUGCCAGUUUUACAUGGCCAUGCCAGUUUUAUUGAAUAAAUUUCAUCCUCUUUUGUCAACCCUU
This is a messenger RNA of Tigriopus californicus, 2490 nucleotides long. RefSeq lists its product as uncharacterized. The record is from RefSeq and is a predicted model, not a curated record. Lineage: Eukaryota; Metazoa; Arthropoda; Copepoda; Harpacticoida; Harpacticidae.